Puccinia graminis f. sp. tritici CRL 75-36-700-3 is the source of this 1365-nucleotide messenger RNA. RefSeq lists its product as uncharacterized. The record is from RefSeq and is a predicted model, not a curated record. Bases 96 to 1055 code for a protein of 319 amino acids. NCBI's taxonomy places the organism in Eukaryota, Fungi, Basidiomycota, Pucciniomycetes, Pucciniales, Pucciniaceae. The transcript is spliced from 5 exons.
AUCCCAUUCACAUUCUUUGUUACGCACUUCCUGCUUACCGAACAUUUCCUACUCCAGUCACUCAUUACAUUCAGCCAAACUUCCAACUCCGCACGAUGUUGUCCACCGUCUACGUUGCUUGCCUCUUAGCUGCCUCUGCCAUCGCUUCACCUGUCCAGCACAACCCCCGUUACGUCGCUGGCAGUUACUCGCAGGACAGCGCUCAUUCCAACGAAGAUCACGCUCGCGGUGCCUCGUCCACCCCAUUCAGUAGCAGUUCAUACAGCUCCGACCGUAGCAACUCAGAUGCUAGCCACAAGUCGGGCUCUUACUACAACGGUGGAUCCCCUUAUCUCGGCGGCGGAGCUGCCGGCUUCGGAGGAUACGGGAACAACUUGAACGGCGGUUAUGGUGUCGGCGGCUACAACGGUGCCGCCAGCGCUUAUAACAGCGCCAGCGCUUACAACAGCGCCAGCGCUUACAACACUGCCAGCGGCUACAACGGUAUCGGCUCCAAUGGGUACGGUAUCAGCAACUACGACCCCAGCAUGUACGCAGGUGGUGCUAGCAACUUCGACAGUGCCAACAGCUUUUCGUCCUCCCAGUCCCAGCAAAGCUACAGCAUGUCGACUGUCAACUCCGCCUUCAGCAGCUUGAACAGCUACUUGGAGAACAUGAACUCCCGCCUGAUCAGUGGCCAGAUCACCCAACAAGCUAUCUACCAAGUCGUGCAGCAAAUCACCCAGUACUUCGAGUCCGCCAUGUCGCAAGCCACCUAUUGCGGCGAAUGUGUCAAUGGUCAGAGCCAAUUCAGCAGCGUUGCUUCCAGCUCAUUCUCCCAGUUCACCCAAUUCAUGAACCAGGUUGAACGUCAAUUUGGCGGCAGCAUCUUUGACCAAUUCUCCAACCCCAUGUCGACUCUCUCUACUUCCAUGCAAUCGUUCUUCCACCGAGCCAGCUCCAGAUCUUCCUCAAUGACCUCUCAGAGCUUCAUCCCAUCGGACUUCACCCCCUUGGCGCAAAGACUGAUGCCCGACAUCGUGCCAUCUCUUUCCCAAUUCCAGCAGAAGAAGUAGAUUGCUCUUCUGACUUGUUCCCCCCACAUCAUGUUCAAGCUAUAAGCACAUGCCACCCUGCAGUCCCAUUAGUUCACUAGCCCUCCAUGUUGUGUUGAAUCUUUGGGCUUGUGCCGCAUUGUAUCCUGAUCGGUGUCUCUACACCCCAUUUCGCGUUUCUUUUGCGCUGUUUGUUUUCGUUUGCUUCCUCAUUCAACAGACAAUUUCAUACCACGUUCGUUCAUUACAAAUCAUCCCGUAGGAAGGUGCACACAAGACCAGCAGUGCGCACUCUUAAUCCUUUCCACCGGAUUGCAAUGGUGUUUGCCAC